GAAGGGGUGAGCCAAGAAAGACGGAGCAUUUGAGGCUUUUCUUUGCAUUGGAGUUAACUUAUUGCGAGGGUUGAGUUUACAGAGUUACGGGGGUGUCGUAUUCCUUCGAUUAUAACUCUUGACAGCUAAAAGAAAGAGAAGGCACUUGGCGCAUUCACAAUUUCGCUCGAUUUCUACGACGCCAUUUCAACCCAACAAUAAGCGUUUUAAACGUAAGCACAAUCAAAAUUCACUAGACCACCCUGCAAAAAUUCAAACUUCUCGUUCAAAGGAUAACGAAACAGGUUGCACGAAAGAAAUCUUGUUCGGGAUUGCAAACUUCUCCUGUAACACACGGGCUGAAAUUGUCUUUGUAUGUUUUAGCAUUUAUUGCAGUUGAUAGAAGUUUUUCUUGCACGUAAUGAAGACCAGGAAAGUAGCAGGCUUAAGUUAUUUGGGAGGGAACACCGUGGUUGCCUUCCCUGGCCACGGUCCUUAUUCUUAUCAGGAGCAGCACUGGAAUACGGAUUGUUCGCCGCUUCCGAUGAAUUCAUCUCCUAUGAAAGAGUUGAAUAACCAGGGGUUUGCUCUUGCUAGCAUGGAUGUUCCGGUUUCGACCGCCUUCUGCACAGGGCUUUACUACUCUUCGCAGCAGGAACCCCAACACUUUGGCAGGUUCCCUUCUAUGACUCAGAUGCCAAAGGCUUUGCAUCAAUUUUCACAAUUCUCGACGAAUAAUAAUGAACAGAGCCCAGGAACAGUGGAUCAAUUGCAUGACAUGUUGGGCUUAAAUGACGAAGUGCCUCUGCCAGAAUGCAGCAGCCAAAGCCAAAGGCAUCAUCAUAAUAAUAAUAAUAAUAAUCAUGGUGGUCAUCUCAGUGAAGAGGGUAGUGGAAUUGGUGAUGGACACUAUUAUGCAAUGCAUACCGGGUGGCAGCAUCAGCCAUGGCAGCCGACUUUUUCUCCAGCUGACGAUACUUUGGGCACUGGCUGGAAUGAUCCUGUAAAUACUGACAACACUUCAAGCCCUGCUUUUAAUGUUGCUCAUCAGGCAUCAAAGGAAUUCCCACUAGGAUUGUUGCCCCAGCAACCGCUGCUAGGUCAGCAGAAUGUGGGCCCUGUAGGAGGCAACCAAUCUCAACCUGCAGAGGGCAAUAAGAAAAGGAUGAAGUGGACUCCAGAACUCCAUGAGCGUUUUGUAGAAGCUGUCAAUCGACUUGGGGGUGCUGAUAGAGCUACGCCAAAGGGCGUUUUGAAAUUUAUGGAUUUAGACAGUUUGACAAUUUAUCACGUGAAAAGCCAUCUGCAGAAAUAUCGGUUUGCCAAAUUUGUUCCAAACUAUGGAGAAGGGAAGGCAGACAAAAGGAGAAAUUCCCUUGAAGCUUCAUCAUUGGACUCAAAAACGGGUGAGCAAAUUACAGAAGCAUUGCUUAUACAGUUGGAUGUUCAGAAGAAGUUACAUGAACAGCUCGAGAGCCAAAGGAAUUUGCAAUUACAGAUGGAAAAGUUGCUACAAGAGAUGCAAGAAAAAUCAAGUGGCCUACUGAAGGGCAAGAUCCCCUCUGCUCAUGAUUGUGAAAGCCCAUCAGUUCAGCUUUCAAUUGAUCCCAUUUCUACUGUUACAAAUAAUUCUGAUGUUUCGGCUUCACAUCUGGAGAUAACAGCAAAAGCUAGUGAUGAGCGCUUCACAUCUCAUUGUUCAGUCAGAAAUAAUUCAAUGUAGAACACAUGAGGGAAACAAUGAGGAAAAUUUUAAUAUUCGAAGCUCUGCCAGAGAUUCCUAAGAAAUGAACUUCAGAGGAAAAAAGUCAAUCAGCAUACAUAUGAAAUGGAUUACAUGAAAUGCUGAUUUGAAAUCUUUGAUGAAGACAAUCAGCAGUAGUCACAUUUACAAUUUGAAGUCCUAUGUGUUUUAAGUCUUGACAAAUAAACGUAGGCCAUUUCUUUUAAUGGCUGCAGUAAUGCAUUGGGAAAGGUUUGAUCUGAAUUACUUAUUAUAGUAAGUUCACUGAUUGUGGAUUGCUCUGACCACUAUAGUGAUCUCAAUUUUAAGACAUUUUGCAAGCAUCUAAAGAAGAAGCAAUCUAUGGCAUUCGGGAAAAAGAAAAAUAUUCAAAGUGGCUUGGAACCUUUUCUAGCAUAAUUUUGAGUUUUCGCUGUUUAA
This is a messenger RNA of Cryptomeria japonica (Japanese cedar), 2143 nucleotides long. Its product is annotated as protein PHOSPHATE STARVATION RESPONSE 1. NCBI's taxonomy places the organism in Eukaryota, Viridiplantae, Streptophyta, Pinopsida, Cupressales, Cupressaceae. The record is from RefSeq and is a predicted model, not a curated record. The transcript has 7 exons. Gene Ontology annotation, molecular function: DNA-binding transcription factor activity; DNA binding. Bases 401 to 1702 code for a protein of 433 amino acids.